Molecule: messenger RNA, 2085 nt
Organism: Sorex fumeus (smoky shrew)
Lineage: Eukaryota; Metazoa; Chordata; Mammalia; Eulipotyphla; Soricidae
Gene: METTL15
Product: methyltransferase 15, mitochondrial 12S rRNA N4-cytidine
Exons: 6
Coding region: 152-1351 (399 amino acids)
Biological process (GO): rRNA base methylation
Molecular function (GO): rRNA (cytosine-N4-)-methyltransferase activity
Source: RefSeq, a predicted model, not a curated record
AUAAACUCAUUCAAAAUUAUCACCUUCGUUCAGUUUUGUAGUAUUUUCUUCUUAAAUAUAGGUUGUAGGCAUUAUUUAGGGGUACUCUUUGAAAAGAACGAAAUACUUGGAACAAUGGGAAAUAAAUUUGCCAAGAUUUCUGAUCUACAGGAUGCUUCGAUACCCAUUUAUUUGUAAAACCUAUAAAGAAUUUUUUUCAUGCUGGACAGAAUCUGCCAUAUUUUAUUUAGGUGGCUGGCAAAGAAAUAUACAUGCUACAGCAGGAAGAUGCAAUGAAUCUGAAGGCCAGAAACAAACAGAUCAAACUGGAGCUAGAGAUUCUGAAGCUGUGACUCAAUUGCAUAUUCCAGUAAUGGUGGAUGAAGUUGUUCGUUGUUUGGCACCACAAAAGGGACAGGUAUUUCUCGAUAUGACGUUUGGUUCAGGAGGACACACGAAAGCCAUUCUACAGAAAGAAUCAGAUAUUACUCUGUAUGUUUUAGACAGAGACCCAGUAGCUUAUGCAAUAGCUGAACAGCUUUCAGAAUCAUAUCCUAAACAGAUCCGAACUAUGUUGGGCCAGUUCAGCCAGGCAGAAGACCUAUUAAUGACAGCUGGAGUACAGCCAGGAACUUUGGAUGGAGUUCUUUUGGAUCUUGGGUGUUCCUCUAUGCAACUUGAUGAUCCUGAAAGAGGUUUUUCCCUUCGGAAGGAUGGUCCUUUGGACAUGAGAAUGGAUGGUGGCAGGUACCCUGACAUGCCCACUGCAGCCGAUGUUGUGAAUGCUUUAGAUCACCAGGCUCUUACAUCCAUCCUAAGAACAUAUGGGGAGGAGAAGCAUGCUAAGAAAAUCGCUUCAGCAAUCAUUCAGGCACGCAGCAUCUACCCCAUCACUAGAACCCAGCAGCUUGCCAGCAUUGUUGCAGGUGCAUUUCCUCCUUCUGCCGUUUAUGCUCGAAAAGACUUGUUACAACGAUCUACCCAUAUUGCUACUAAAACUUUCCAAGCAUUUCGCAUAUUUGUGAACAAUGAGCUCAACGAACUCUACACAGGACUGAAGACAGCUCAGAAGUUCCUGAGACCUGGUGGUCGACUUGUUGCCCUUUCCUUCCAUUCACUGGAGGAUCGCAUUGUCAAACGAUUCUUACUAGGUAUAAACAUGGCAGAAAAGUUUAAUCUAAGUGCUAGACAGAAGGUGAAACAAGCAUCACAGUUGGAUUUGGAUCAUGAAAACAGCGAAGAAGUCUGUAUGGGAAGGGCCCCUCUACUGUGGGAAUUGAUACACAAGAAGGUACUUACUCCAGAAGAUCAAGAUGUACAGGAUAACCCCAGAGGGCGUUCAGCCAAGCUUAGAGCAGCUAUCAAAUUAUGAGAAAGUUGCAAUCCGAUCUUUCACAGUUUUCCUUAUAGUUUCUCUUAACUUGUUCACAUGAUGUUCCUGAACAAAUGAAUAUAUGUUCUAUAUGUGCCUAUAAUUUGAGAGUUUUUUGAGUUUCUCUUAAAGAGAAAUAAUGGCAUGAUGCAGAAAGUUCAUUCCAAGGACAGUCAUAUGUCAAAUAUGGAACCAUAUGUUUAGCUAAGCAUUAUAUUUGACCUUUGAAAUGUACUUUUUUUAUUUAAUCAGGGAAGCCUUUUUAAAUACUACGUUUUUUUUCUUUAAAUAUACAAACUCAAGUUGUUUGGAGAGAGAUUAAAGUCAUAUCUGCAUGCCCUAAAUUCUGGAUUUAGAUAGUCUCAUUUACAACAGAGUUUCUGUGGCUUAAAUAAUUAAUAAUGAUCAUGGAAUUUUAAUUUCCCUACUUGGAAUUGAUUGCGACUAUAGCUUUCUCAAAUAUAGAUAUGCAAAUUUUAAUUUUCAAGUGUUAUUUUAAAAAUGUAUCAUAUUCAUAAAUUCAUAUUUUAAAGGAACUUUUCAGAAUGACAUGUGAUUGUUUCCAUAUAUUCCACAGUUAAAAUGUAUAAUUUCUCUAAGAGUACACCCAAGGAAUAUUUCUUAAAAUUUGUGCUUUGUGUUCAUUUUAAUUAUAGUCCAGAUGCCUUUAAUAAAGAAUUAAUUCUCUUUAUUUGAAUUCUGCAUAUUUAUUGAACGAUUCAAACUUUUUUGAC